Molecule: messenger RNA, 1590 nt
Organism: Symbiodinium sp. CCMP2456
Lineage: Eukaryota; Dinophyceae; Suessiales; Symbiodiniaceae
Source: the annotation of a GenBank genome assembly
AUGGAGCAGCGACGAUUGAUGGAGAAAUACCUCCUCGAGGACUUCUUGAAUGGAUGGUUCACGAGGAACGAGGAGACCCUGCCGGCAAUCCGGAAACACAAGGAGCAUGCGGUGUUGAACGUGCCAGCAGCUGGAGUGCAGAGUGUAACCAUGUGCGAAGAACACUUUGAUUUUCUUUGCCACUAUUUCGCGACCCUCGGUGCGAAGUUGCCAUUGUUUUCCUGCCACAAGGCUGUGCUGCAGACAUUGGCGAAACGCUAUGCAAUUUUCCCGGCCCAGACUCGCAAGCGCAUUCUCAAAGCUUGGGCAGCAAGCGAAGCGAGUGUGAUGAGAGGCAUGGCGGUCCAUGCUUUGUUGUUGGCACGACGAUCCUCUGGAUCCAAGUCUGCAAAGAUCCGCAUGCUGAAGGAGCUGAUCGCCUCUGCCCUCGGUGCUUCUGAUGUCGAUGCAGCUAUCGAAGCAGAGAUCCAAGCCUCCCUCCAGGAUCCUACUCUCCAGGAUGGGUCAGCCGAUUCGCAAAGCUCUGCUUCCAUUGAUGGUGAAAGAAUGGAUCAGGAUGAUCUGCUGGAGGAGCUGAAGCCGCCAGCCUCCAUCCUGAAAGCUUUCCCUGGCAAUAUCGACAACAUGGAGACGCAGGUGACCUGGUGGGACAUCCCUCCUGUGGAAGGCUGCAAAGCCAUGAUCGUGGAGGACAAGGAGAAUCAGCAGAGGGCCCCUGUGAACCCAGCCCCGGCGAAUCUUACGUUGUCUGAAGACCUUGUGAAGACGCACGACAAGGAUUUGCAGGAAGCCAGGCUUUCGGAAGCUGUGGCAGAACAGCUGGAGGUUCAGAAGGCGGCACGGUUGGCUGCAGCUGCACGCAAAGUUGAAGCCGCAGCAAAGAAGGCUGAUCCCAAAACGGUGGCCAAAGGGUCCAAAGUGAAGACAGGUGCUGUGAAGGGUCGCGGCCGUGGACGUGGCCGUGGUGCGGUCUCGCAAGCCGAGCCACAGCAGGAGGCUGCUGAGGCCUCAGCAGAGGAGGAGGAGGAGGAAGCCGAGAACGCCGAGGACAUCGCCACCACCCCCAAAGCCGAAGCCGCCCCCAAAGCCAAAGCCAAGGCUAAAGGUAAAGCAAAAGCGAAGCCCGCAGCCCAAGCACCGGCCGAGAAUGUCGUGGAGAGUGGAAAAAAAGCGAAGCCGGCAGCCCAAGCGCCGGCCGAGAAUGUCGUGGAGAGUAAGGCAAAAGCGAAGCCCGCAGCCCAAGCGCCGGCCGAGAAUGUCGUGGAGACCGACUGGGACACGAAGGCUACCGAGCUGAAGAAAGCUGGGAUCCCUAUCCCUGAUGGCUUCGAUGGAAGCCACAAAAGCUACACCUUGGCAGCGAAGACGUACAACCCCGCAACCCCGGAUGCCGGGUCUAUCGGUGUGCUGUGGACAAGCAAUACACUUUAUGUGAAUACCGUCGACGACACGUCAGGCUUCCACAAGAACAAAAAGGGUGGCUGCAACAUAUGCCGUUCCAAGUAUGAAAACUCGUGGAAGUCCUGCUGGAAUGCUGCGAGAUUCGCAGCUGGAUGGACAGUGACUUGGCUUGCCGAUUGUUGCAUAUAA